AUGCCUAUCGAGUCGUUCGAGAGUUUCUUAAGAACAAUAGCCACAAUGGGCAACAGCAGCUCGCUAAUGCUUCGCGAUGAGGAAAUCGAUGAGAUCGCUAAGGAGACAGAAUCCAAAUUCGUUCGGCUCUACCACUGUCGUUUUCCUGCCAAAGGAUUUCUCUCUCGUGACGAUUUCCUCAACGUGCCUGAAUUAGCUGUAAAUCCUCUUGGAGAUCGCAUCGUGGACGCAUUUUUCACUCUGGCUGGCGAAAACGAGCAGCAGUUGAAUUUCCGUCAGUUUGUACGAAUUUUGGCUCAUUUCCAGCCGAUCAACCGUUCUAAGAAAAAUGCACUGAACGGAAGGACAGAGAAGCUGAAAUUCGCUUUUCAAAUGUAUGACUUAAACAAGAAUGGCUAUAUAACUCGAGAGGAGUUUAAAGUUAUCCUGAACAGUAUGGUUGGAGCGAAUAUCACAGCAGAACAGCUUGACAAAAUAGCUGACAGAACUAUCGAGGAAGCCGAUGGCGACAAUGAUGGAAGAAUUUCGUUUGAAGAAUUCUGCAGGUCAACAGAAACCAAAUCGUUCGGCUCUACAGUCGUUUUCUGCCAAGGAUUUCUCUCUCGUGACGAUUUCCUCAACGUGCCUGAAUUAGCUGUAAAUCCUCUUGGAGAUCGCAUCGUGGACGCAUUUUUCACUCUGGCUGGCGAAAACGAACAGCAGUUGAAUUUCCGUCAAUUUCCGAUCAACCGUUCUAAGAAAAAUGCACUGAACGGAAGGACAGAGAAGCUGAAAUUUGCUUUUCAAAUGUAUGACUUAAACAAGAAUGGCUAUAUAACUCGAGAGGAGUUUAAAGUUAUCCUGAACAGUAUGGUUGGAGCGAAUAUCACAGCAGAACAGGCUAUGGAAAAGACAGACAUAGAAGAGAAAAUGUCGAUCCGAUUCCUCAACUAA
Messenger RNA from Ostertagia ostertagi, 933 nucleotides. The record is from the annotation of a GenBank genome assembly. NCBI's taxonomy places the organism in Eukaryota, Metazoa, Nematoda, Chromadorea, Rhabditida, Trichostrongylidae.